Messenger RNA from Oryzias melastigma (Indian medaka), 1700 nucleotides. RefSeq names its product scavenger receptor cysteine-rich type 1 protein M160-like. The record is from RefSeq and is a predicted model, not a curated record. Gene Ontology annotation, cellular component: membrane. The transcript is spliced from 9 exons. Bases 142 to 1554 code for a protein of 470 amino acids. NCBI's taxonomy places the organism in Eukaryota, Metazoa, Chordata, Actinopteri, Beloniformes, Adrianichthyidae.
CUUCAAACGUCAGCCGUGUUGAGAAACCCGUUCUGAGCUGUGAUUGGUCAGAGAUGAAGAGAGAGAGCAGAGGUUUGGGGGGGCGGGGAUGCUGAUGUGAUAAAGAGACAGCAGACAUGAACUUAGAGACACUGAGAGGACAUGGAUCAUCCAACACUGAUGCUGCUGGUGACUCUCUGCAGUUCAGGACUCUGUGCUGAACUCCAUUCAGCAGGUUCAGAGGAAUUCAGGCUGGUGGGAGGAGCCAGCCGCUGCACUGGCAGACUGGAGAGGAAGGUUCUGGAAGAAUGGGAAGAAGAGGUUGAAGACAACAAUAAUCUGAAGUGGAACUUGGAGCGUGUGGAUCAUGUGUGCAAAUCACUCAACUGUGGAUCUGUGGUGUCUAUGAGGAGAGCUAUAGCAUUUGAUUUUUAUAAAAUUAAUUUGGAGAUCAUCUGUUCAGACUCCAUCAGGCUGGUGAACCAUCUGUGCUCAGGCAGGCUGGAGGUGAUGCUGAACGGCUCGUGGUCCUCAGUGAAUGAAGAUGACUUUGACCAGCAGGAUGCAGAGGUGGUCUGUAGGGAGCUGGGAUGUGGGCCUCCAUCAGGCCUCCAGGGGGCGCUCUAUGGAGAAACAGAGGCUCCAGAGUGGAGCAGAGAGUUCCUCUGUGAAGGUCAUGAGUCUGCUUUACUCGACUGUAAAAGUAGCAGUUCAUCUCAGAAGUUCUGUUCUUCUGGUAAAGCUGUGGAGCUCACCUGUUCAGGCCGUUUAAGGUUGGUGGGAACGACCAGCCGCUGUGCUGGAGUUCUGGAAAUGUUGAACCACAGAGAGUGGAGACCAGUGUAUGACAUGUAUUCCCAUUGGGACCAUGAAGCAGCAACUGCAGUGUGUUCACGGCUGGGUUGUGGUUUUGCUGUGUUCCAAGACAUCACAAACAAUUCCACUCAGAGAAAUGUGUGGAGGAUCAGUUUCUCCUGUUUGAAGUCACUUUCUAAUGCCUGUUUCUACACUGAUGGAAAUAGAAAGACCGACUCCGGACUGGAGGUGUCAUGUUCAGAUUCCCUGGAAAGUCCAAACAUCUCCGUCUCUUCCAGCAGUGGGGUCUCCAAGGCUAGAAAUCAGGGGUUGCAGGUCUUCUUUGGUACCAGUUUCAGCAUCAUUUGCUCCUCCCAUCAUCUGUACCAAGGCGGGAUCUUCCAGCUCAUCUUCAACAACUCCACCACAACUCUGAACAACACCCUGCCGGCUGUCAAUAACUCCGCCCUCUUCUCAUUCUUGGAGGCGAGCCACGCCCACCAAGGAGAUUACAUCUGUGUUCACCACGUCCACAUCAACUCCCAAAACCUGACGCUCCAAAGCCAGCAGCUGAGUCUGACUGUUUUAGUUUCAGUUUCUCUGACUGAAUUCAUCAUCAGACAUGUUGUGGUCCUGCUGAUCAUGGUGGUUUCAACAUCUGCCCUCUACGUCUACUUUAAGACCAAGAGCAGGCGGAUGCAGGAACCCAAGAGAAACCGUCCUGUUGAUGAUGGUCCAGCUCUGAGGCCAAGAGAGAGGAGGAGACUGCAGGAGAACUGAAAACACACACUCAGCAUUUCAGGAAAUGAGGUUUCUGAAGUGGAGACGAUUAUCAUUUGAUUACAGUUGGAAAAAAUGUUAAAGUCUGUUAAAAUCAAAGUAUUUCUGAUCUAUAAAAUCCAGUCUGCAGUAAAAUGUUCCACACA